GAUAAUUAAACUUUCUUCUUCUUCUUAGUUCUAAAUUCUUACUCACUCCAUCUCUUCCUCCAUUCUUACAAUCUUACUACCUCGGUUUCUCCGCAAAGGACGAGAGAAACCGAGGACGUACUAUACAAUAUUUACAACAUUAUGGAUUCUAGUAAUUGUCUUUUUAGUUAUGUUGUAUCAUUGAUUCUGGUUUUUUUAGCCGUUGCAUCGGCUGGCCCUCUCAGACGUGCUGCGAACCCACAUUGGCACUCUGCUUCCGCUACUUGGUAUGGUAGUCCUAACGGAGAUGGUAGUGACGGUGGAGCAUGCGGGUACGGAACGAUGGUAGAUGUGAAGCCAUUCAGGGCCCGAGUUGGGGCCGUGAGUUCAGCCCUAUUCAAAAAGGGCGAAGGUUGUGGCGCCUGCUAUAAAGUAAGAUGUUUGGACAAGACUAUUUGCUCAAAACGGGCCGUGACAGUUAUUAUUACCGACGAAUCACCGGCCCUAACUAAAGGUCUAGUCCACUUCGACCUUAGUGGGUCUGCGUUCGGACGCAUGGCUAUUUCGGGUCGUAACACUAACCUCCGCAACCGUGGUAAAAUAUUCAUCAUUUACCGCAAGACUCCUUGUAAAUAUCCUGGACAAAACAUUGCAUUUCAUGUAAAUGCAGGAUCAACAGCAUAUUGGCUCUCUCUUUUGGUGGAAUUUGAGGAUGGAGAUGGUGAUAUUGGAUCCAUGCAUAUUAGAGAGGCAAGGUCAAAUCAAUGGUUAACCAUGACACAUUUAUGGGGUGCAAAUUGGUGCAUUAUUGGUGGACCAUUACAAGGACCAUUUUCAGUGAAGUUAACAACACUAUCCAAAAGGAGAACCCUAUCAGCUAGAGAUGUUAUUCCAAGUAAAUGGACUCCUAAGGCCACAUAUACAUCUCGACUUAACUUCUUAAAGUAGUUUUUUUUUUGACUUCUAUCACAACAUAGAUUUUAAAUCUUGAAUCCGUCUCUUUCGACAGAUUCAGAAGAAAUAAAAUAUUAAAAAUUCGAUAACAAUAUCAAUCGCUUGUAUUUUUAAAAAAAGGGAAAUCAGCCUUUGGAUUAGUAUAAUAAGUAUCCAAUGCUCAUUCUUUUUUUUUUCUUUAUUAUUGAUGUAAUUUUGUUUCUUUUUUUCCUAUUAUUUUGUAAAAUGCUAAUAUAAGGUUUGUUAAUAGUAGUAGCCCUCUCCAAAGGAGAGUGAGCCCUUUAUGUUUU
Molecule: messenger RNA, 1223 nt
Organism: Solanum dulcamara
Lineage: Eukaryota; Viridiplantae; Streptophyta; Magnoliopsida; Solanales; Solanaceae
Product: expansin-B3-like
Exons: 4
Coding region: 142-927 (261 amino acids)
Biological process (GO): sexual reproduction
Cellular component (GO): plasmodesma; extracellular region
Source: RefSeq, a predicted model, not a curated record